UAUAAAACAACAAACAGUGCAUAUUUAUAUUUUAGAAUAUUAUUCUGUAAUAAUAAUCUAAUAUUUGAAGAUAUGUAAAAUACUAUUAUAAUAUUUAUUUUGCAAUACCCACGAUGAUAGUUGAUUAAUUAGUGUUACGAUAAAUAAAGAUUUUGUCACAAAAUGGGUGAUAAAGAGGACGUAGACACUCGUCUCGAGUUCAUGAGUGAAUAUAUACUUAAAACACUUAAGCAGAAAAUAGAUAAAUGGGCUAAGUUCAUCACAGGUGAUGAGAGACACAUUUUGUUCCGAUUUUUCGACAUGCCAAAGUAUGAAAUCAUAGUAUUUCGCAUGAACACCGCCGGGCUGCUGACGUGCGCCACAAAUUUCCCCCCCAUAAGUAGGGGGAAAAUGGUGUACUUUCUACGGAACAUCGAUGACAAACUUACUCAAUCUAAUUUCCGAAAGUCGAUUACUAUCGGCGAGAUCUCAGGCAAUGUGUUGAUGGACCUGAGCGUGAUGGCGGACGAGGUGAUCGGGCCGCUGCUCUGCAACCCCGAGAACCAGAAGGGCUGGCCCAAGAUCGUGCGCCACGACAUGCGGAGGCACAUCAACGAUCUGAGGAAUCUCAUGACGCAGCUAAAAGGAGAGAUGGCCAGUCAAGUAAUGUUGCCCAUGCCUGCUGGUGUCGAGAACAUUUACCAUGCCGAAUCGAGAUUAAGAGAAAGUGAUGGUGAAGAUGUAGACUUGUAUUUGAAAACGAACAUCGAAGGCGCUAUAAUCAAGUGGGCCCAACAAGUGCACGAUUUGUUACAGGAGGAUUCCUACAUAGCGUUCAAGAGGACUAAGUUUCCUCUACCGAGUGCUGACAUAGACUUCUACGCGAGUAGACUGCGCAAUCUGGAAGGCAUCUACUCCCAGCUGAGGGACCCGCGAGUCAAACGCAUGGCGCACUACCUCGAGGACACCCGCAGCGUCUACCUCAGCUGCUUCAAGACUAUGCUUACUAAUGUUGUGGCUUCAAUCGUAGAGUGCAGAGAUAUUUACGUAUACCAGAAGCCAUUGUUGACGCAUUUUGAAAACUACGAAGGCACUGACUUUUCUGACUCGAAGCCUCUGAUUCGGCCCAUGUUCCACUGCAUUGGCUUGCUAUGGGGAAAUUCUAGAUACUACUGCAGUGUGGAGAAAUUGAUACCUUUACUUCGCGAAGUGUGCAACUUGGUGAUCCAACAAUGCACGAACUCCAUCGAUCCUGCCUCCAUAUUUCAAGGAGAAGCGGACGAGCAGCUGAUUAAGUUGAGGAAGGCUCUCAAUAUUUUGACACAUUUCGUAGAGACGUAUGAAAUGAAUCGCGACAAAGUCCACACUUUCUUCCCGGGAGGCGUGAUGCCGGUCCGCUGGUCGUUCGACUUCGACCGCGUCUUCAUGAGGUUCAACGUCUACAUGAAGCGACUCAAAAUGAUCGAGGAGAUUCUCGAGGCGACGGUCGAGAUUCUCAAGCUGGAGAAAGUAGAGUUUUGCGGGCUUAGGGGCAAGAUUCUUAGCACUGAGUGUAUGCAGGUUCUAGAUGAAUACACACUGAUUUACCAAAACCUGGGCAAUAUCACGUACGACCCGGCCGAUCCGGAGGAUAAUAAGUUCCUCCCGGACUACGCCAAACACAUGAAAGUGAUAGAGGAUGUCGACAGGCGAUUAGCGUCCUUAUUCUCGCAGGGAUUGGACGAGUGUCACAAUCUUGAACACUUCUUUAAGUUCUUCCAAAUCAUGGGAGAUCUGUUCCAUCGGCCCAUCAUCAAGAAGGAAAUGAAACCCAAACUGUCGAAGCUGCUCGAUUUUAUGCACCAGAAUCUAGACAACGUCAAGGAAAUUUACGAUGAAGAGAUGUCGAAAUUGACAAAAGGCCCUGAACGACCAAUGGUGGACAACUAUUUGCCUCCUGUAGCUGGUAUGAUCUGGUGGAUUUACAAGUUGCGGCGACGACUCGUGAUGCCCAUGGAAGAAUUGAUCAUGUUUGAAGAUCCGAUAAUAGAGACAGAGUACGCCAUGUAUAUGAAGCAGAAGCACAACGAGAUGCUGGGCUACCUGAACGUGCUGGAGGACCGGCAGUUCAAGCAGUGGUGCGCCACCGUGCCCGGCAUCUGCAAGGUGCACCUCGCCAAGAACCUCAUCUACAGGGACCCGCCCUUCGUCAGGAAUAACUUCAGCCCUGAGUUGGUAAUGCUGUUACGUGAAAUACGUUACAUGAAAUAUUUAGACAAGCAGGGAAUACCGGCUGAUGGGCUCGAAUUGUAUGCUCGGAAUGAAAAAUUGCAGUAUGACAUGAACCGGCUGAAUCGAGCUAUAUCAUGGUACAACGAGAUCCGCGAGGGCAGCCACGAGACCGAGGUGGCGCUCAUAGAGAAGGAGAUCUCCGCCAUCGACCAGCUGCUGGGCCACGGCGUGGAGGAGCUCACCUGGAACGAUGACUUCUCGGAGUGGAUGGCGGAAGUGUACGCGGCAAUAAACACCCUCCAAGAGCGAGUGCUCACCGCGCAGAACAACAUGAAGAGGGGCCUAGCAAACAUCGCGGCGUGGGGCGACGUGCCCUUGCACAACCGCAAGGAGAAUCCCGACAAGAAGGAGCUGUUGGACGUCCCCGGCAGGUUCCCCAGAUUUGCUAGACGACGAAACAAAAUAUUGGAAAGCUAUGAGGAAUUCGUUCAGAUCUUAAAGGAUAAUUACAAAUUGUUCUUCAACAUUCAAGAAGAGACUGAGUCUGAUGAUGAAGAAGAGGAAUUGGAAGAAGUUGAUGAGGCUACCCUCGACGAUGAAGAGAAAGCUGCCCGUGCUCUCAAGAUGCAAGAGAUGGCUCAACGCAGAGAGGAGAAAAUGGCCGCACGAGAGAUCAAGCGCCAAGAGAAGGAAGAAGCUGAUAGGAUCAAGUUUGAAAGGAGAGAGGCGCGCCGGCUGAAGAGGGAAGCUAAAGAAGAGGAGAAGCGAGAGCGAGAUGCACGUAGAGCUGAAGGGGAAGAAAUAGAUUCUCCGGCGGAAGAAGAGGAAGUAAUUGAUGAUCCAGAAGAGCUGGCUGACAUAGAAGAAGAGAGGAGGGAAAUGGAAGAAGAGGCUUUCAGGAGCGCGCGUUGGCCGGCCUACGUUGAAUAUGUUGAUUCUUUGGUUUCGAAACAAUUGAUGCAAGCGAUACAGUCGAGCUUAGACCUGUUUGAGUCCCAAACCAAUAUUGAGAAAGGUCCAAAUAUCGCAUUCAUGAAUAUUACUGUGGAAUUGAAAGAUCCAGACAUCUAUUUCUCACCGUCCCUGCUGCUGGAAGACGAGGACGGGCUCUACGACACGCUCAGAGAGAUGAUGAAGGACAUGUUCCUCCAAGCCACGCUCUUCCCCAGAAUUGAUCCUAUCGUGCCAAUCGCUUCCUAUGAAGACGAUAUUGUACAUGAAGAGGCCAUGAUUGAUCUAUUCCAUGAAAUAUCUAAACGAAUUGAGAACAGUAUUAAUGAUAUCCUCCAAUAUGCUUCGAAAUAUGAAAAAUAUGCUCCUCUGUGGACGGAAGACAGACAAGAAGUAUUGGCUGCCUUCCUCAAGUAUGGGAGAGUGAUACCUCCAGAAGAAUUUGACAAGUAUAAGUACGAAAACGGGUGUGAUCCACCGGAGGCCAAGCCCAAGCUAGAAGAGUACCAGAAAGAGAUUGACAAAUACAACGCGUUGUACGACGAAGUGGCGGCGCUGCCUGGGAACUACCUGUGCAACGGCUGGCUGAACUUGGAUCUGAAGCGGCUGAACCAGGCCAUCAUGAACAUUGUCUGCAAAUGGAGCAACCUCUACAAGCAGAACUUGAAGGACUUUGUGCACAAGAGUUUGGACGACCUAGAAGAGUUCAUAGCGUAUGCUACGAAGGAGCUGAAUGUGGAACUGGGAGAGGACGAUUACGAAGGCUUGCUGCAAGUGAUGCGGGUCCUGAACGAGGUGAAGGCUAAGAUGGAUGCUGGCACCGACCAGAUGUUCGAGCCUCUGAGGGACAUCAUGUAUGUCCUCAAGGAUUAUGGAGUGGAGUUCCCGGAAGAAACAUAUGAACAGUUGGAUAUGUUGCCUGAGAAAUGGCGCAACCUGAUCAAGUUGGCGACGGUGAUGAAGAACAACGUGGCGCCUCUGCAGGCGGCGCAAGCGGCGCUCAUCGCCAAGAGAGUGGCGCUGAUCAACCUGCGGCUUACCAUGUACAGGGAACAGUUCAGGCAGAAGGAGAUAUUCUUGGAAAGUUGCAAAGAGCCAUACAAGCAUAUCGAUAAAAUACAUCAAGAAUUGAAGGGCUUCGAGGAUAUAGUGGAAACCUUGAAGAAGUCUUGCGCACUGUUCGACAUUCAGCCUCCAGACGAGAAGAAUCUCAAGCAGUGCCGUAGGGAACUGAAGUUAGCUAAGCAACUGUGGGAUUAUUACUACUUGGUAAUGGGAACGAUCGAGUUCUGGAAGAAAUCACCGUGGAAGAAGAUUGAUGCAGACGGAAUGGACCAGGAAUGCAAGCGGUUUACCAAGGAUCUCAGGCAAUUGGACAAGGAAUUGCGGACUUGGGAACCAUACCUUGCCAUUGAAGCAACCAUAAAGAAUUUGAUGACAUCUUUGCGCGCAGUCACAGACUUGCAGAAUCCAGCCAUAAAAGACAGACAUUGGGUCGAAUUGAUGAUGGCUACUAAGGUGAAAUUCCAUAUAGAUGAUGACACUACUCUGGCUGAUUUGCUAGCAUUGAAUCUGCACAAAUAUGAGGAAGAAGUAAAGACUAUAGUUGAUAAAUCAGUGAAAGAAGCUGCUAUGGAGAAAACACUCAAGGAAUUGGAGGCUACCUGGGCUGUCAUGGAGUUCGAUUAUUCGCCACAUGACAGAACUGGAAUCAAACUACCAAAGGCAAGUGAGGAGCUGGUAGAGGUGCUGGAAGACAAUCAGAAUCAAGUGCAAAAUAUGAUGUCAUCUAAAUUCAUCGGAUUUUACGAGACGGAAGUUACAGCAUGGCAAAAGAAGUUGGGCACGGCAGAUGCUGUUAUUGCAAUUUGGUUUGAAGUACAGCGAAAGUGGCAAUAUUUGGAAAGUAUUUUCGUUGGAUCUGAUGAUAUACGAGCACAGCUACCUGAAGACUCAAAGAGAUUCGAUACUAUUGAUAAGACUUUCAAGGAACUUUUGAAAGACAUUGGAGCUACACCCAAUGUAGUGCAAGCAACAAACAAACCAGGCCUCUUAGAGAAGCUGGAGGAGCUCAUGAAGAAUCUUAACUUGUGCGAGAAAGCCCUCAAUGAUUACCUGGAGACCAAGAGACUGGCAUAUCCUCGUUUUUACUUUGUCUCGUCUGCAGAUCUACUCGAUAUUCUGUCAAAUGGCAACAACCCACCAGCUGUCUGCCGCCACUUAACCAAGCUGUACGAUAACUUGGCCAAGUUGGUAUUUGCCAAACCUGGCAGCAAACACGCCUUUGAGAUGAUAUCCAAGGAAAAUGAGGAGCAUGUGCCGUUUAAAGCUCCGUGCUGCGAUUGUUCUGGAAAGGUGGAAUUAUGGCUGAACCGCGUUACAGACUGUAUGAGGUAUACACUGCGCGACAUUUUUGAGCAUAGUGUAAAAUCUUACGAAGACAAGCCCAGAGACGAGUGGGUAUUUGACUGGCCUGCACAGCCGGCGCUAGUGGGCACGCAGAUUUGGUGGACCACAGAGACAAACCAAGCCUUCGAGAAGCUUGAGGAAGGUUACGAGAACGCAUUGAAAGAUUAUCAGAAGAAGCAGAUUGCACAGUUAAACGCGCUCAUCGUGUUGCUGCUGGGUGACCUGACGGUUGGUGACCGACAGAAGAUCAUGACUAUCUGUACCAUUGAUGUACACUCUCGAGACGUGGUGGCUAAACUUAUUGUCGCCAAGGUGGAGACUUCCAAUGCUUUCCAAUGGCAAAGUCAGCUCAGGCAUCGGUGGGAUUUAAAUCUGAACAACUGCUACGCCAACAUUUGCGACGCUCAGUUCCUUUAUGACUACGAGUAUUUGGGCAACACUCCGCGUUUGGUGAUCACGCCAUUGACAGAUCGAUGUUAUAUUACUUUGACACAGAGCCUCCAUCUUAUAAUGGGUGGUGCACCUGCCGGGCCGGCCGGUACCGGAAAGACGGAAACCACCAAAGAUUUGGGACGCGCGCUGGGCAUCAUGGUGUAUGUGUUCAACUGCUCUGAACAGAUGGACUACAAAUCUUGUGGAAAUAUUUACAAAGGUCUGGCUCAAACCGGCGCCUGGGGAUGUUUCGAUGAGUUUAAUAGGAUCUCGGUCGAAGUGUUGUCUGUGGUAUCCGUGCAGGUGAAGAGCGUGUUGGAUGCCAUCAAGACCAAGAAGAAGAAGUUCGACUUCAUGGGAGAGUAUAUAACUCUUAUACCCACAGUGGGUAUGUUCAUUACGAUGAACCCUGGGUACGCCGGUAGAACGGAGCUGCCAGAAAAUCUUAAGGCCUUGUUUAGACCAUGUGCCAUGGUAGUACCCGACUUCGAGCUGAUCUGCGAAAUCAUGUUGGUGGCCGAAGGGUUCCAGGAUGCGCGUCUUCUAGCGCGAAAGUUCAUCACCUUGUACAUGCUGUGUCGAGAGCUGCUUUCUAAACAGGACCAUUACGAUUGGGGACUAAGAGCAAUUAAGUCGGUGCUUGUCGUUGCCGGCUCAUUGAAGCGAGGUGAUCGCCUUCGUCCAGAAGAUCAAGUGUUGAUGAGAGCAUUGAGAGAUUUCAAUAUCCCCAAAAUUGUGACGGAUGACACUCCUGUCUUCAUGGGUCUGAUUGGUGAUUUGUUCCCAGCACUCGAUGUCCCCAGAAAACGUGAUUUUGAUUUCGAAAAGAGUUUGGUAGAAGGAGCUAUUUCCAUGAAACUACAGCCAGAACCUGGUUUUAUACUUAAGAUGGUACAAUUAGUAGAACUGUUUGCUGUGAGACAUUCUGUAUUUAUUGAUGGAUUCGCUGGUACUGGAAAAUCUAUGGUAUGGCAAUGUCUCAAUAGAACCUACCAUAUGUUAAAACUCAAACCUUAUUAUAAUGAUUUAGACCCUAAAGCAGUAACAAAUGACGAGUUGUUUGGAAUUAUUAACCCUGCUACAAGAGAGUGGAAAGAUGGUCUAUUUUCAAAUAUCAUGAGAGAUAUGGCAAAUAUGCCUGGAGAUGGUCCGAAGUGGAUUGUUUUGGAUGGUGACAUCGAUCCCAUGUGGAUAGAAAGUUUGAACACUUUGAUGGAUGACAACAAAGUGUUGACGUUAGCCAGUAACGAACGAAUUGCUCUCACAAAAUCCAUGAGGCUUUUGUUUGAAAUCUCCAAUUUAAGGACUGCUACUCCUGCUACCGUAUCUCGUGCUGGUAUUUUGUAUAUUAAUCCGCAAGAUUUGGGUUGGAAUCCAUUCGUAGCUUCAUGGAUCGACACCACUCGUGACGACGAAUCGGAGAAAGCGAUGUUAACGGUGAUGUUUGACAAGUAUAUCCCAUCUCUGUUGGAGUCGUGUAAGAAAUACAAGCGCAUCACGCCCCUCACGGAGCUGCAGCAGAUACAACUGACGUGCUAUUUACUCGAAUGCUUCCUCAACAAGAAUCUCCUGCCAUCGGACUGUCCUAAAGAAUGGUACGAAACCUAUUUCGUAUUUUCUAUAGUGUGGGGCUUCGGCUCCGCUCUGUUCCAAGACCAGCUGGUGGAUUGGCGCAAUGAGUUCAGCAAGUGGUUCUGCAACGAGUUCAAGCAGAUAAAGUUCCCAUCCUCCGGAAACGUGUUCAGCUUCUUCAUCGACCCGGAGACGAAGAAGAUGUUGCCCUGGUCUGAGAAAGUGGAAUCGUUUGAAUUAGACCCUGAUUUACCAUUGCAGUCCUGUCUGGUGUCGACCUCGGAGACGACUCGCAUCAGAUUCUUCAUGGACCUGCUGAUCGCGAAGCAGAAGCCCGUGAUGCUGGUCGGCAGCGCCGGCAGCGGCAAGACCGUCAGCUUUGCAGCCAAGCUAAAUGCGCUGCCAGACUCUUACGCCAUCACUAAUGUUUCACUUAAUUUCUACACCACUUCUGAGAUGAUUCAAAAAGUACUUGAAAAACCUCUCGAGAAGAAGUCAGGUCGUAACUUUGGCCCACCCGGCAGUAAGUUCAUGAUAUAUUUCGUGGACGACUUGAACAUGCCCGAGGUCGAUACUUAUGGUACAGUGCAGCCACAUACCCUUGUCAGGCAGUUUAUGGAUUAUAAGCAUUGGUACGACAGGCAAAAACUGAGUCUGAAAGACAUAUCGAACUGUAUGUUCGUGUCAUGUAUGAAUCCAACGGCUGGCUCUUUCACUAUUGAUUCUCGGUUACAAAGACAUUUCUGUACUUUUGCCGUGAGUUUCCCCGGACUAGACGCGUGCUUCCACAUCUACAAGCAGAUAUUGUCGCAGCACAUGGCUAAUCCGCUGAACAAGUUCAGUAUGCCUGUCAUCCGAUACGCGGAGCCUUUGGUCAACGCCGCGUUGGCGUUGCACAACAAACUCUCUUCCAUGUUCCUGCCUACUGCCAUCAAGUUUCAUUAUAUUUUCAACUUGAGAGACUUGUCUAAUAUCUUCCAGGGCAUACUUUUCACGACCGGAGAUGCAAUUAAACAACAGUCCGAGCUCAUUAGGCUGUGGAUGCACGAGGCCACCCGAGUAUACUCUGACAAACUGGUAGAUACAUCUGACAUAGAAAACUUCCAAAAACUAAUCACUGAGGUCAUCAAGAAGAAUUGCGAGGACUACGAUGAGAAUGUGGUGUUUGAGAAGCCGUUGAUCUACUGCCAUUUCGCGGAGGGAAUCGGUGAUCCGAAAUAUUUCCCAAUACGGGAUUGGCCACAAAUCAAAAAGUUAUUGGACGAGUCACUGUCCGCGUACAACGACAUGGUAGCUACUAUGAACCUGGUGCUGUUCGAGGACGCCAUGUACCAUAUUUGUAGGAUCAAUCGCAUCCUCGAAGCGCCACGUGGAAAUGCGUUGCUAGUCGGCGUCGGUGGCUCAGGAAAGCAGUCCCUGUCCCGACUCUCGGCCUUUAUCUCCUCGCUGGAGGUCUUCCAGAUACAACUGCGUAAAGGAUACAGCAUUAACGAUCUCAAGGUUGAUCUGGCUCUCCUGUACAUAAAAGCGGGUCUAAAGAACAUCGGUAACAUGUUCUUGAUGACGGACGCACAGGUUGCUGAAGAGAGGUUCCUGGUGCUCAUUAACGACUUAUUGGCCUCUGGAGAGAUUCCGGAGUUGUUGGCUGAUGAUGAAAUUGAAAAUAUUAUCAAUGGAGUACGCGGCGAGACCAAAGCAUCAGGUGUGCCAGACACUCGUGAAAAUUGCUGGAGAUUCUUUAUCAAUCGAGUUAGAUCCAUGUUAAAGGUGGUGUUAUGUUUCUCCCCGGUGGGAGCCACGCUGCGUGUCCGAGCGCGUAAAUUCCCAUCCAUAGUCAACUGCACAGCCAUCAACUGGUUCCACGAGUGGCCGCGUGAAGCCUUGAGGUCUGUCUCCAAGCGGUUCUUAGCCGAAGUGGAAUCUUUGCCGGUACAUCUCGUUGAGCCCGUGUCAAACUUCAUGUCCCAUGUGCAUCAAAGCGUGAACGCGAUGUCCGCGGUGUACUUCCAAAAUGAGAAGCGUUAUAAUUAUACCACACCCAAAACUUUCUUGGAACAAAUUGCUUUGUAUUCCAAACUCCUCAAUGAGAAGACGAAAAACUUGAUUAUGAUGAUUCAAAGACUUGAAAAUGGUCUUGAGAAGUUAGCUUCUUGUGCUGCUGAUGUAGCUGUUCUCAAGGUUACUCUCGCUGAGCAAGAAAUUUUACUGAAGGUCAAGAAUAAGGCAGCAGAAGAAUUGAUUGAAGUUGUCGGAGCUGAGAGUGACAAAGUGUCUAAAGAAAAAGCAUUCGCUGCCGAAGAGGAAAAGAAGGUGAAAGUGAUUGAAGAAGACGUCACAAUAAAGGCGAAGAUUUGCGCCGAUGACUUGGCGAAAGCUGAGCCUGCGUUGAUGGCCGCGCAGGAGGCGCUGAACACGCUUAACAAGAACAACCUGACUGAGUUGAAGUCCUUCGGCUCGCCGCCCGACGCUGUCGUUAACGUCACCGCGGCCGUGCUUGUGCUGUUCUCUAAGAAAGGCAAGAUCCCGAAGGAUAGGUCUUGGAAGGCUUGCAAGCUCAUGAUGGCUAAAGUAGAUCAGUUUUUGUACGACUUGGUGUAUUAUGACAAAGAAAAUAUUCAUCCAGACGUUAUAAAGGCUGUGCAACCAUACAUCAAGAAUCCGGAAUUCAACGCAGAGUUCAUAAUGUCGAAGUCGGCGGCUGCGGCCGGUCUGUGCGCGUGGGUGAUCAACAUCUGCAAGUUCUACGACGUGUACGUGGUGGUCGAGCCCAAGCGAAGGGCUCUCAACGCCGCCAACGCCGAGCUGCAAGCCGCUAGGGACAAGCUGUCCUUCCUCACUGAGCAGAUCCAGGAAUUGGAAGAAAAACUGGAAGUAUUGCUAAAAGCAUUCCAAGAAGCCGUGAACGAGAAGAUGAAGUGUCAAGCGGAAGCUGAUGCAACAAACGCCACGAUUGAUCUGGCCAAUCGACUCGUAAACGGCUUAGCAUCUGAAAAAAUCAGAUGGUCAGCCACAGUGGUGAACCUGAAGGAAUCAGGAGUGAUGCUGCCAGGUGACGUGUUGCUGGUCACCGCCUUCAUCUCAUACGUGGGGUGCUUCAUGCGCCGGUACCGACAGCAGCUUAUGAACGACGACUGGAUGCCCACACUCGCCAAGACCAAUCCAAAGAUCGACAUGACAGAAGGUCUUGACCCGCUGUCGAUGCUGACGGACGACGCCCAGGUGGCCACCUGGAACAACGAGGGGCUGCCGACGGACACCAUGAGUACCGAGAAUGCCACUAUUUUGACCAAUUCGGCUCGAUGGCCCCUCAUUAUUGAUCCUCAACUCCAGGGCAUAAAAUGGAUAAAAUCGAGAUACGGAGAUGGGUUGGUGGUGAUUCGUCUGACGCAACGGAACUACAUCGACCGCAUCGAGCGAGCGGUUACCAACGGCAAUGUGGUGCUCCUGGAGAAUAUCGGGGAGACGGUCGAUGCUGUGCUGGAUCCUCUGCUUGGACGAGUGCUCAUUCGUAAAGGCAAAGUGCUUAAGAUUGGAGACAGAGAAAUCGACUACCACCCUAGUUUCAGGCUAAUCAUCCAAACUAAGCUAGCCAACCCUCACUACCAGCCUGAGAUGCAGGCUCAAUGUACUCUUAUAAAUUUCACUGUCACAAAAGAUGGCCUAGAAGAACAAUUGCUGGGUGAAGUAGUAAAAGCCGAGCGUCCUGACUUGGAAACCCUAAGAGCCGGGCUCACUAAACAACAGAAUGACUUCAAAAUCACCCUUAAAACGCUUGAAGACGACCUGCUAAAACGGCUGUCUUCUGCCGGACCAGACAUUCUCAGUGAUUCGGCCCUUGUGAUUAAUUUGGAAACCACUAAGAAAACCGCGGCUGAUAUUGAAAUCAAAGUAGAGGAGGGUAAAAUUACCGCUGUCAAGAUUGACGAGGCGAGAGAAAGAUACAGAAAAGCUGCCGGCCGCGCCUCACUCUUGUACUUCAUCUUGAAUGACCUUUUCAAAAUCAAUCCCAUGUACCAAUUCUCGCUGAAAGCCUACAGCGUGGUGUUCAAAGACGCGCUGGCCAAUGCGGAAGUAUCUGAAGACUUGGACGGAAGAGUCAGGAACCUGUUGGAUAGUAUCACGUUUUCGGUGUUUGUGUAUACCAGCAGAGGCUUGUUUGAGAGAGAUAAGCUCGUAUUUUUAUUCCUCAUCACGCUGCAAAUUCUACAAUCAGAGGGUAAAGUAGAUCCGCGCGAGCUAGACUUUCUGCUGAAGUAUGCUGUGGCGCCCGAGGUUUCUCCCUUCCCGUGGCUCGGCAACAACUCAUGGGGCGGCAUCAUCGCUCUCUGUAAGAUGGACGCCUUCGAGAAUUUGGACAAAGAUAUCGAGGGAGCCUCUAAAAGAUGGCAGAAGUACACUGACGGCGAAGCUCCGGAGAGAGACAAGCUGCCCGGUGAAUGGAAGAACAAGACUCCUCUGCAGAGACUGUGCAUCAUGAGGGCCUUGCGUCCGGACCGCAUGUCUUAUGCUUCCGGUGCGUUCUGUGAAGAGAACUUGGGUACAAAGUAUGUAGAAGCGCGGACGCCUCCACUUGAGAAGUCUUUCCAAGAGAGCAACGCCACCACCGCCAUGUUCUUCAUUCUAUCUCCUGGAGUCGACCCGCUGAAAGAUCUUGAAAAAUUGGGUCGCAAGUUAGGUUUCUCAACUGACAAGAAGAAUUUCCACAUCGUGUCUCUAGGACAGGGUCAAGAAGUAGUGGCUGAAGAAGCUAUGGGCGUGGCUUCCACGAAUGGAGAUUGGGUUAUAUUGCAGAAUAUCCAUCUGGUCGCCAAGUGGCUCGCUACACUGGAGAAGAAACAGGAAGAGACAUUUGAGAAUCCCUUACCAGAUUACAGAUUGUUUUUGAGCGCUGAGCCGGCCGCGGAUCCAGCGUACCACAUAAUACCGCAAGGUAUUCUAGAAUCUGCCAUCAAGAUCACCAAUGAGCCGCCCAUUGGAAUGUGGGCUAAUUUGCACAAGUCUCUGGACAACUUCAGUCAGGAAACUCUUGAAAUGUGCAGCAAGGAAGCAGAGUUCAAGGCUGUACUUUUCGCACUAUGCUAUUUCCACGCCGUAGUUGCGGAGAGGCGUAAAUUCGGUCCGCAGGGGUGGAACAGAGUGUACCCAUUCAAUUUCGGUGACUUGACGAUUUGCGUGUACGUGCUGUUCAACUAUCUGGAAGCAAAUCCCCGCGUGCCCUGGGAGGACCUGCGCUACCUGUUCGGGGAGAUCAUGUACGGCGGACACAUCACCGACGACUGGGACCGCCGCCUCUGCCGCACCUUCCUGCUCGAGUACAUGGUGCCCGAGUUGGUUGACGGCGAAGCACAGUUGGCGCCAGGUUUCAUAUCUCCGCCGAACUCGGACUACGUUGGAUACCAUCAGUACAUAGAUGACUUCUUACCCGACGAAACUCCGUAUUUGUACGGUCUACAUCCUAACGCGGAGAUCGGAUAUCUCACCACCGUCUCUGAGAGAUUGUUCAAGGUGGUGUUUGAAAUGCAACCUCGUGACACAGGUGCUCAAGCUGGUGGCGGAGCAACCAAGGAAGAAAUGGUUCGCUACAUCUUGGACGACAUAAUGGACCGCGUGCCCGAGCCGUUCAAUCUGCAGGAGCUGAUGGGCAAAGUGGAGGAGCUGACGCCCUUCACCAUUGUGGCGCUGCAGGAGUGCGAGCGCAUGAACCGGCUCAUGGGCGAGAUCAGGAGGUCGCUCAAGGAGCUCGAGCUCGGCUUGAAGGGUGAACUGACAAUCAGCAGCGACAUGGAGAAGCUGAUGGAGUCCCUGUUCAUGGACAAGGUGCCGGACUCGUGGACCAAGCUCGCGUACCCGAGUCUGCUCGGGCUGGCCGCCUGGUUCUCGGACUUGUGUCUGCGGCUGGUGGAACUGGAGAACUGGUCCGGAGACUUCAAUUUGCCGCCGGCAGUGUGGCUAGCCGGGUUCUUUAACCCGCAGUCGUUCCUGACAGCCAUUAUGCAGCAGACGGCCAGGAAGAACGAGUGGCCGCUCGACAAGAUGUGCCUCAACUGUGACGUCACCAAGAAAACGCGAUCAGAUUUCAACGCCCCGCCGCGCGAAGGCGCCAACAUCCACGGCCUGUACAUGGAGGGCGCGCGCUGGGACACGGCGUCGGGGGGCAUCGUGGAGUCGCGCAUGAUGGAGCUGUUCCCCAUCGUGCCCGUCAUCUUCGUCAAGGCCGUCACGCAGGACAAGCAGGACACGCGCAACGUGUACGAGUGCCCCGUCUAUAAGAUCCGUAUGCGUGGACCCACGUUUGUGUGGACUUUCAAUCUGAAGACCAAGGACAAGCCAACUCGCUGGACACUCGCCGGUGUCGCUCUGCUGCUCGGAGUGUAGUAAUAAAUAUUCAAUGUAUCAAGUCUGCAGACUGCCCCAAGAAUUAUGUUCCCCAAUAUUGUUUAGAAUAAUUUUAAAUGUAUAUGUUAUAUUUCAAUAAAGAUGUUGAUCAU
This is a messenger RNA of Plodia interpunctella (Indianmeal moth), 14042 nucleotides long. RefSeq names its product dynein beta chain, ciliary-like. The coding region runs from base 163 to 13929 and encodes 4588 amino acids. The record is from RefSeq and is a predicted model, not a curated record. Gene Ontology annotation, molecular function: ATP binding; minus-end-directed microtubule motor activity; dynein intermediate chain binding. Gene Ontology annotation, biological process: microtubule-based movement. Gene Ontology annotation, cellular component: axonemal dynein complex. Lineage: Eukaryota; Metazoa; Arthropoda; Insecta; Lepidoptera; Pyralidae. The transcript has 81 exons.